AUGGAAAGGUUCCAACUGGUGCCGAACACAUACCAGUGGCUUUAUCCUCAAGCAUCGAAUGCUGUUCCAGUCUUUCCCAUGCAGUUUGCAGAGCCUGAGGACUUCACUGGCUACGGCAUGUCACCGCUCAAAUCUUCAUUUGCAGUGCAGCCGGGGGUGGUCACUGUGCCAGUGCAACGUGUCGUUGUGCCGGGGCCGCAGAUGAUCGUCAAGACCAUCCGCAAGAUGAACCACAACUGGGGAACGAGGAGGCAUGACGACUAUGUCGGACAUGUUUUCAAGGAAUAUCGUCCAUACCCCGCAUGGCGAUCGCAUUGGGGGACGAGGAAGCACCAAGAUUACAUUGAUGAUGUCUAUUCCAAGGGCUACCGGCCUUACCCGCAGUGGAAGCGACAUUGGGGAACGAGAUCGCACGGUGACUUUGUCGACGACGUUUACGGACGACCUUUCGUGUCGUGGGAUAUGCCGUAUGGCGUCAACCCUCCUGAGGUCGCCAGGUUCCCUCAGGACGUCUCUCAUGAGGUGUCGAGGACGGCAAACCUGUCGGCAGCUGGAACGAAUCAGUCGACAUGGCCGCCUGUCGACCUCGGAGUUCGUGCGGGAGAACGCGGGGGAACCUUCAAGGAGGAGUGGAUGGCUCCCAAGGAGUCGACCAAGAUUCCCCUCCGUCGAGGAGAGCAGGGCUCCAACAACUAUCGCAUGUCGUGGAGGGACUACAUCUCGAGCUACGGGGGAGAUCGUUCGGACUUGGACAAAGUUCGUGUGCGGCUGAUGCAGGACGCGCUCGAUCGGUUGAGGAACAAGAUUGAGGUGAGGGGGUUGAAGGAGUCAUCAGGCGGGGACGGGGAGGACAAGGCUGCGGAUGGGCAGUGGGCGUGGCUUCCAGGGAAGACUGAGGAAGAGGCGAACAAGUAUGGAGGCUACUGGGCGAUAGUUCCGGACAAGGACGUCAAGGGGAAAGGGAAGGCGGAACAGCCUGCUGAGUCAACGCAGGGGCGGAAGGAGGACGUGAGAGCGAUGAAGGAGGAUGGAUACUGGGAGGUAGUACCUGACUGA
Guillardia theta CCMP2712 is the source of this 1056-nucleotide messenger RNA. RefSeq lists its product as hypothetical. The transcript has 6 exons. Lineage: Eukaryota; Cryptophyceae; Pyrenomonadales; Geminigeraceae. The record is from RefSeq and is a predicted model, not a curated record. The coding region runs from base 1 to 1056 and encodes 351 amino acids.